Rotaria sp. Silwood1 is the source of this 747-nucleotide messenger RNA. The record is from the annotation of a GenBank genome assembly. NCBI's taxonomy places the organism in Eukaryota, Metazoa, Rotifera, Eurotatoria, Philodinida, Philodinidae.
AUGUUAGCAGAUCGUAAAAGAAGAAAAAUAACUGUUUACAAUUCAGAUACUGACGAAAAAGAAACAAUAAAUCCCUCAGGAGUAAGAAAAAUACCUGAUCUUUUUAAACAAUCUGCUAAAAUCUAUUAUGAAGCAGGUGAAAAUGGAGAUAUUGGACAUUAUUUUACUGGUAGAGGAACAGAAACAUAUAUACAGAUCAAUGAACGGAAAGAUUGUUUGCUAAUAGCUUAUCAUGAAUCAUUAGGUAGAAAAGUAAAUGAAAAUAUUAUAGGACAAGAACGAGUAUCACUACGCCGUUAUACUGCUAAACAUUCAGAAAAAUAUGUUAGAGGUAGAUGGGAGAUUGAUUUGAAUAGACGUAAUCAGAUGAUAGGUGAAAAAGAAAUAAAAUAUAAAUUAAUACCUGAAGCUAUGAAAAAAUUAAGGAAUGAAAAUGAUAAACUAGUGGUAAUCACGUCUCAGCCAUUUAAGGCGGGUACAAUAAAGCAAACAGAUACUGUACGCUUAGAUGAUCAGAAUUUUACUGGAAAUAGUGACUAUGUUAAUUUUCAAGUGCAAAUAGGUGGACAGAGAUAUAAACAUCAACGUAGGAGUAAUGAAUCUACAACUGUCGCACAUAUUUUAGUGACAAGACCACCAAAAGAUUCUGAUGCUGUUUAUCAUUAUAGCUCAAGAAAAAUUGCUAAGACCCUUCUUGAUAGUUUAAAUAAUGGUAAAACAGUAAAAUUACUUGCAGAAAAUCUUUAA